Messenger RNA from Procambarus clarkii (red swamp crayfish), 704 nucleotides. Its product is annotated as 2-iminobutanoate/2-iminopropanoate deaminase. Gene Ontology annotation, molecular function: deaminase activity. Gene Ontology annotation, cellular component: mitochondrion; cytosol. NCBI's taxonomy places the organism in Eukaryota, Metazoa, Arthropoda, Malacostraca, Decapoda, Cambaridae. The record is from RefSeq and is a predicted model, not a curated record.
UGGUGGGUAUAGGGGUGGGCGCCAGUGUGGGGGGGUCAGUGUGUGCCCGGCGGCCGUCACAAGUGGCUUUAUACGAUGGCUUCCAAGAUCAUAAGGAAGGUCAUUUCCUCUCCCAAAGCCCCAGCGGCUAUUGGUCCUUACAGUCAAGCUGUGCAAGCAGGCAAUACCCUUUACAUCUCUGGCCAGCUUGGAAUGGACCCAAAAACCAUGAACUUGGUUAGUGACGAUGUUGUUGAACAGACUAAAACUGCCUUAAUCAACAUGGGGCAUAUUCUGGAGGAAGCUGGAUGCACCUACAAGCAUGUGGUGAAGACAACUGUGCUGUUAGCAGAUAUUGGUGACUUUGCAAAAGUGAAUGAAGUUUAUUCAACAUUUUUCUCCGAAGCUGUGCCAGCACGAGCAGCUUACCAGGUUGCCAAUUUGCCGAAGGGAGGACGUGUAGAGAUUGAGGCCAUUGCUGUAGUGGGGGAGUUGGACCACCAGUGACUGGUCUGCACGUAUACUGCUUGAAACAUUGGUGAAGAAAGCCAGAGUCAUAUAUUUAACAAAUGUUUCUAGAAAUUUACAAAAUGUGUUAUAGGAAACAGUAAUAUUGUAAUUGGCAGUGAAUUCCUCCACUAACCAAUGUGACUGUUUUGUUUUUAACAGUGUGUGUGGUCGAGAGAGAUUAUGCUAGUAAUUUUGCAUAAAGUAUGUUCACCCAA